Molecule: messenger RNA, 2046 nt
Organism: Scomber japonicus (chub mackerel)
Lineage: Eukaryota; Metazoa; Chordata; Actinopteri; Scombriformes; Scombridae
Product: dysbindin-A-like
Exons: 10
Coding region: 102-1172 (356 amino acids)
Biological process (GO): negative regulation of protein kinase activity; platelet dense granule organization; regulation of synaptic vesicle exocytosis
Cellular component (GO): cytoplasm; neuron projection; BLOC-1 complex
Source: RefSeq, a predicted model, not a curated record
CUUCAAUCAGUGACUGCAGUCCUACAGUGCAGAUAGUUGGCUGAUGUAGACAGCUAAUUAAAGCUGGUGUUUUAAACGGUUCAGAUCAGAGCAGAAAGCUUAUGACUGAGAGGAUGUUUGAAAACUUCAGAGAAAGACUUCACAUGGUCCAGCAGGAUUUCACAACAGGCUUUAAAACUCUUGGAGACAAAUCAAAAGAAACCAAAAUCAGGAGGAAGCCCAGUUUGCUGUUGUUCAGGUUUGAAGAAAGCCUUCCUUACUUCAGCGCUGGACUGGAAAUCCUCAACAGGUAUGAGGAGAGUUGGUUUCUCCUCCAUAAAAGAACUAAAGACUAUGCUCAGGCUGCAGAGGCAGUAGAUGGAGACAUGGUGAUGCUCUCAGCACACUGGGAGAGAAGAAGAACAGCUCUGGCACAACUACAGGAACAGCUGCAGAGCUUGCCUGCUUUCAUCUGUGAACUUGAUGCCAUCACUGCAUCUAUAGCUCAUUUGGAAGGUGACUUUGAGGAGAUGGAGAGCAGACUGGUAUUCUUGGAGACUCUGUGUUGUCAGUGUGAACAACAGACAUUCAAACAACAUCAUAUCAACCAACUAGAAGUCUAUAAAAAAAAGAAGAGGAGGGACGUUGAGGCACUGGAAGUGGAAUUGAACUCUGAGCAUGCUCAGAAGGUUGCAGAGCUGGAGCAGGCCAUGCAGCAGAAACUAAGAGAGCGACAGAAAGUCUAUGAAGAAGCCUUUAACCAAGACAUGGAACAAUACCUGUCCACUGGACACCUACAGCACAGAGAACUAACAGGAGCUGAUGUGUGUGUCUUGGACCAGAUGACAGUAACUGACACAUCAGACCAGGAGGCUUUGGAUGACUUCCUCAACUCCACUGGUGAUGACAUCAGUGCUGUAUCAUCACUGACCUCAGGUCCAGACCUCGUGUCCUCCUCUGAAUCUCUGAGAAGCCCGAUGAACCAAGACCCUCUGACAAGCAACCAACUGUCCAACCAGGACAGUGCAUGGGUGCAAGAAGAGGAAGUGGCCAGUGAGGAGAGUGAUGAGCCUCUGGUCCAGUCAGACGAGGAGGACAUUCAACCAGAUGUGUCACUGAUUGGCCAGCAGAAUGUUUGCCCAGUCAGGGGCUCUGAUGAGAGUGACUCUACAGGGGACCUACCCUCUUGGUAACCUAGCAACCAGGUCCUUAACUAAACACCGACUGUUACCCCUCAACAACACCCAUCUGCUGCCUUCUGCUUUUACUUGACACAGCUCCCAUCUCCAGCCAACAUGACUCAGUGCUUCUGUGCUUCUUUCCUCUGUCUGGUUCAGCAACAGCUUUUUUUCUCAUUUGAACACAAAUGCUGAAUUUCCAUAAGGUUGAGAUGUGUUACUUGACUGUCUACCCAAAUUAAUGUAAUUAGUAUUCUGUCCAUGUUCAAUUAUAGAAAACCCUCUCUAUGCAGAAAGAGACAAAUCAAAGCUAAAUAAAGUGAGUUUGUAUGAAUAAGUUAUUUCAAUCAUUUAAGGUCUAAAUCAGCUUAUAACAGUGCUGCACUGACAAGCUGCAGUAACUUCUAACCUCUUAGAGAUAAGUCUACUUUGAGUUGUGCACUGUAAUAAAUCAUGUGUUUAAUUGCUGGCUGUUAAAGUGAGACUUUAAUGUAACUUUAGCUGAGCAGCAGUAACAGCAACCUCUGCUGCCACCAGUAGUAAUUACAAGAUGCUGGUACAUUUCAUUCUGCUGAUGCCUGAGAGCAAAGAGUAGCCCACUAUUUUAAUGGGAGGAAACUCAGAUGGUAAGUAUGUAUUAUCUCUGUUAAUAAUGAAUAACAUAUUGGUGUCAUACACAGAGAGUCUGAUAAAUACAUAAAAAACAGUUAGGAUACAUCUAGCAUUGAAUGCAGAAGGUGGAAGGGGGUCCUAAACCAACAAUCUGAAAUUUGUUCCCACUUCACCCUGGUCAGCUGUGUGGAGGUCAGGGUUUUAACGUCUGUAGUUCACUUUUCUUCUAUUCUUAACACAACUGUUAAGGACAACACUAUGAAAUUCUCCCUGCAAA